This is a messenger RNA of Coregonus clupeaformis (lake whitefish), 1768 nucleotides long. RefSeq names its product CD99 antigen-like protein 2. The record is from RefSeq and is a predicted model, not a curated record. Lineage: Eukaryota; Metazoa; Chordata; Actinopteri; Salmoniformes; Salmonidae. Gene Ontology annotation, biological process: positive regulation of neutrophil extravasation; T cell extravasation; homotypic cell-cell adhesion. The transcript is spliced from 12 exons. The coding region runs from base 311 to 1168 and encodes 285 amino acids.
GUGAUUCUCGCUGUAGAGGCUGCGCCUACCUACCGCUCUCUCGCUUCUCCACAGGCGCACAGCCGCACCACUCUCAUUCUCACUGCAGACUUUCCGUUCAGUUGCAGCCAACUGUUCGCCACUGUCGCACAGGCGCCGCCAAACAAAGAUUUUUUAGGAUCAAAGUAGCGCUUUCAAGCGGCUCAACGCCCAACAAAUCGCUACAUUGUAGCAAGCAGGCAGCGAGAGAAGACUAUAAGUCGUUUUUAUCGUUAGUGUAACGGUAUUUUAAACCAGUAUCGAUACAACGCCGGAACGACGAAUCUCAAACAUGGGGAAAUGUUCGGCGUGGUCGCUCUUUCUAGUAGUCUCGCUGCUAGCUAUGAAAGCUCUGUCCCAGAAUGAAGGUGGCUUUGACCUGUCUGAUGCCUUGGAUGGCGAUGUCUCUAAAACACCAGCAGCAACCCCCAAACCCAAACCAGUAGAAGGGGCAGGAGAAGAGUUCUUUGGAGAAGAUGAGAAGAUCACCACCACCAAUGUUCCUCCUAAAGCCCCAGCCACUAAGGCCCCGCCACACAAGCCCAAGCCAGAUGAGAUCCAGGCUGAUUUUGACUUUGAGCCCAGCCCUCGCCCUGGCCUGCUGCCCCGCGCCACCAAGGGCCCCCACACCCCACCUAAGCCCCAGCCUGCCUCUGAGUUUGACCUGAGUGAUGCUCUGGAUCCCAACAACGACAUUGGAGGGAAGGACAAGAACAAGGGACAAGCAGAUAAAGGUAUUGGAGGCGGGGGCAGGGGAGACCCCAACAACAGAGGAGGGAACGGGGGUGGAUCUUUCUCAGACGAUGAUCUGUUUGACGUUGGGAAAGACGACACCUACAACCCUGACAAAGGCAAAGGUGGACGUGGUGGAAGCCAGUCUGCUGCUGAUGACAACAACUAUGACACCGUGGCUGAGACCGGAACCAUCGCCGGGAUCAUCAGUGCCAUUGGCGUGGCGCUGGUUGGCAUGGUUACCAGUUACGUCUCCUACCAGAAGAAGAAGUUCUGCUUCAGCAUACAGCAGAGCCUGAAUGCAGACCUGGUGAAGACUGAUAACCCAGAGGCUGUGGUGGCCACAGAACCACAAGUUCAACAGACUCUUCUGGAGCCCCCCAAUGCUGAGCCCCCUAGUGAGGAGAACACUGUCUAACAUCCCCCUGCCCGGCCUCGUCCCCCAACCUACACACAUACCUGCACACACACUCACACGAAGAGGGUGUGACGACACACACUUACAUGCCCUCACCUUGGGGAAUAUCCCCCUCCACCUCAUACACCUACACACACUAACCACUUUAGGAAGGUAGUCCCACCCCCCAUCCCCGUUAUACCUUGAGUUGUAGAUAGAUGGAGAUCGGCAAACUGUCUGAAAUGUAGAGUUCCACUGGCGGCCAUGUUGACACCACCAAGUUCCAUGUCAUUCUAGAAUCUCAAUAUCAUUCUAGAGUCGGAAUGGUAUUGUGACAUCACUACGGUUUGCCGACCUCUGUAGACCUACCCCUGCCAAACUGUGUACAUAUCAUUUAAUUUAUUUUAACUGUUAUAAACGCCACUAAUAUGCCUGUUUACAAUUUGAUUAUGAAGGAGACAGUAGCCUGAUCCUAGAUCAGUUUGUAUUUGACAAUGAUAGUCAGAGAAUUUGCUAUACUAAAGCACAUACAGAUCUGGGACCAGGCUUCCAUCAUGGUAUUUCCUGAAAGAUAGUAUGGUAUAUAGUAUAACCCACAUCCCCCCCCCCCCCCCCACUCCA